This is a messenger RNA of Clarias gariepinus (North African catfish), 2564 nucleotides long. RefSeq names its product abl-interactor 1a (gene abi1a). The transcript is spliced from 12 exons. Gene Ontology annotation, molecular function: SH3 domain binding. Bases 52 to 1581 code for a protein of 509 amino acids. Lineage: Eukaryota; Metazoa; Chordata; Actinopteri; Siluriformes; Clariidae. Gene Ontology annotation, cellular component: intracellular anatomical structure; lamellipodium. The record is from RefSeq and is a predicted model, not a curated record.
UGUGUGGAGUCAGAGUGAAGGAUCUGGAGUUAGUAUGCGGAGGGAUGUAAGAUGGCAGAGCUGCAGAUGUUGUUAGAGGAAGAGAUUCCCGCUGGGAAGCGCGCGCUGUUGGAGAGCCAGCAGAACCUGAGCCGCGUGGCGGAGUACUGCGAGACCAACUAUGUACAGGCGCAAGAUAAGAGGAAGGCGCUGGAGGAGACCAAAGCGUACACGACCCAGUCUCUGGCCAGCGUCGCCUACCAGAUCAACGCCUUAGCCAACAAUGUUCUCCAGCUGCUUGACAUCCAGGCCUCGCAGCUCCGCCGCAUGGAGUCCUCCAUCAACCACAUCUCACAGACGGUGGACAUCCAUAAGGAGAAAGUGGCGAGGCGAGAGAUCGGCAUCCUGACCACUAACAAGAACACGUCCAGGACGCACAAGAUCAUCGCUCCGGCCAACAUAGAGAGGCCCGUGAGGUACAUCCGAAAGCCCAUAGACUACACCUUGCUGGAUGACGUGGGCCACGGAGUCAAGUGGCUAAAAGCCAAGCAGCAACAUGGAAACAACCAAUCAAUCAGAGGAGGAACGCUAUCGAGGACCAAUCCGCCGACGCAGAAGCCACCCAGUCCGCCCAUGGCAGGGCGCGGCACUCUGGGGCGUAACACUUCUUAUAAAACUCUCGAGCCAGUAAAACCUCCUACAGUGCCUAACGACUACAUGACCAGCCCCGCCCGCCUCGGGAGCCAACACAGCCCAGGACGCACGGCCCUGCUCAACCAGAGACCAAGAACCCAUAGUGGCAGCAGCGGGGGUAGUGGCAGCCGUGAGAACAGCGGAGGCAGCAGUAUUGGCAUUCCCAUCGCCGUGCCGACUCCCUCCAUCCCUAACUCUGGCCCAGUUCAGUCCAUGUUUGCCCCGCCCCCACCUCCACCCCUGUUUGGGGGUCCGCUGGGUCUAGGGCUCGGUCCAGCCCCCGUCUCUCAGUUUGGCACGAUAUCGCGACAGAUGUCUCGCCACAACUCCACUACGUCGUCCAUGUCCACGGUCUCAGCCACGGGGACGUACAGACGCGCGCCGUCCGUCUCCUCUCAGCUUCCUCUGCAGCACAUUAAUGUCAACGGUGCUGCUCCGGCCACCUUCACACACAACUCAAUGUCUGUUGCUCCCCCGCCUCCCCCCAUGCCUCAGCUCAUUCCACAGAUUCCCCUCACCGGCUUUGUGGCCCGGGUGCAGGAAAACAUCGCCGACACCCCGACUCCUCCCCCUCCUCCGCCGCCUGACGAGGUGCCCAUGUUCGAUGAAGCUCCGCCUCCUCCCCCUCCCCCACCCGUGGACUACGAAGACGAGGAAGCGGCGGUGGUGCAGUACAGCGACCCGUACGCCGACAGUGACCCCCAGUGGGCCCCAAAAAACUACAUUGAGAAAGUUGUGGCCAUCUACGACUACGCCAAGGACAAAGAGGACGAGCUGAGCUUCGUGGAAGGCGCCAUCAUCUACAUCAUCAAGAAGAACGACGACGGCUGGUUCGAGGGUGUGUCUAACGGCGUCACCGGCCUCUUCCCCGGCAACUACGUCGAACCCAUCAUGCACUACGCUGACUGACGAGGCCGCGGGGGGUGGGGUAGCUCUAUUAGACGUGUAGACACACACAGAGAGAGAGAGAGGGGUGUGUCAGUGGGUGGGUGGACGAGCGCCGGCUCCUGGGCUCGGAAUAGAUGAUGAUGAUGAUGAUGAUGAUGUGCUGAGGGUGUGAUCUGUGUAAAUACCACAAGCCGGGUGUUUUUAGUAUUUUUACAGUGAAUGUCCAUCAAUGCCAAAAGUCUUCGUUUAGAAGUUUUAAUCCAGUCCAAACUGUGUAUGAUGAAAAUAAAAACAAAUGUACACGAUAAAGAUAUAAAACGUGAUUGAAAUUCUGACAUGAAGCAUGCCUACAGCUUUUAUAUCUAUGAUAACCUCCAGAUUUAAUUCCACUUUUUUUUUUCUUUUUGGUCCUGUUACUCAAAGGUAUUAAUGGACAUUUAAAAUUUAAUUUGAAUACUUAAAUAUUGUACAAUUUAUCCCCCUCAUCCCAAUCACGUUUAAAGUCAUAAAGUCACGUUUAUAAUUUUUUUUUUAUUCUAUUAAGAUUUUUUUUAAACAGAACAUUGAUUUUUAUUUGUUGUUUGUUUUUUUCCUUGUAUGUAUUUUCAAUCAUGCACAAAAGACAGAUCUGUAGAUUUUCUUAUACUGUAAACAUUAAAGAACAGUAUGUUACUCAAUCAGUAUACAAUCCACAUCUACCAUUAAUCAGCCAGGAACAAACUGCCUUGUGGGAUUCACGGCGACUCGUCACCUCCCUGCUCGGAUUAAUGAUCAGAUUUGUGAACUGGUUCAGGAUCGUGAUUAAAACCAUGGAAAUAUUGACAAUAAUUAUUAUUAUUUUUUGUAAAUGUUCAUUAAGUUCACCAGCUUUCCUCUGAUCAGUUCAUUUGUCAUUAACGUCACUGUGUCACUAUUAACGCUUUUUUUGUUUUCCACACAAUGUUGAAACCCAGGACUAGAGGAUUUUACUUUUUAAAAUAAAAUACCAAACUUUUUGCUUUGUA